Molecule: messenger RNA, 1443 nt
Organism: Penicillium bovifimosum
Lineage: Eukaryota; Fungi; Ascomycota; Eurotiomycetes; Eurotiales; Aspergillaceae
Product: NAD(P)/FAD-dependent oxidoreductase
Exons: 8
Coding region: 1-1443 (480 amino acids)
Molecular function (GO): flavin adenine dinucleotide binding; sarcosine oxidase activity
Source: RefSeq, a predicted model, not a curated record
AUGACGGAUUCCAAGUCGGUCGCUAUUAUCGGAGCGGGCAUCUUUGGCCUUUCGCUAGCGAUUACCCUGCGAGAUCGAGGCUAUGAAGUGUCAGUCUUCGACCGGUGCCAGUACGAUGUAAAAGGCUAUGACCCCGCCGACAAUGUACAGGCUGCAUCUGCCGAUCACAACAAGAUCUUUCGCGCAUCCUAUGGGAAUGAGAUUCAUUAUCAACGCUUGGCCCUGGAGAGCCGGAAGGCAUGGGCCUUGGAGGAUGAGAAGCGCGGGUUCACGAGAAGUGAUGCUAGCGACGACCGGCUUUUUGUGAACAGUGGCAUGCUCCGUAUACAGCCAUCGGAUCACUUGGCAACGCUUGAGAAAGAGACUCUGGCGAAUAUGCAGCGUGAUGGUCUGCGGGAUACGCAGUUCGUCAUGAGCGAACCCGCAGACUGCGAACGUGCUGAGAAGUUGGGUUGGAAAGAUAAGAUGUUCACUUUCCCUAUUCCCGACUCUGAAAAAACAUAUGAGGCUGUUUUGGAUUCUUUGGCCGGGUUUCUGCGGUGCAGUAAUGCCUGCGCUCAUUAUCAAAAGGUUGCCGCCGACAAGGGAGUGAGGUUCAACUUUGGGCCACAGAAAGGAGCCGUCGACUCCUUGAUAAGAGUGAAGAGUAGCCUCGAGCCAGGUAAAGAGAAGGUAAAAGGUCUGAAGACCAGCGACGGCCUUGUUCAUCAUGCUAAUGCGGUUGUUGUGGCCGCCGGAUCAUUCUCGACUCAGAUACUACCAGAAUUGAGCUACCACCUCGAGUCUUCGGCCGGUAGUCUUGCCACCUACAAGAUAGACAAGAACAACACUGAAUUAUGGGACAAGUAUUCACCCGAACGAUUUCCCGUCAUGACCUGGAAGAGUACACCACGGGAUAGCUCCGGGGAGGACACUGGGAGUAUCUAUGUCCUACCAAGGACACCUCAAGGCCUCGUCAAGAUUGGGUUCCGGGGAGUCAAGUGGACCAAUUUCCAGCCAGCGCCGCGAGAUACCCCAUUCACUCAAGAUGGUCAGUGGUCAGUACCUCUUCCAGCGGAAGAGUGCUCAAUGCUCCCUGCGCCUGCACUUUACGCCAUCAAGCAAUUUGUCUCUAUCUUCAUGCCAGAGUUUGAGAAUACUCCCUUCUUCUCCACCAAGUUGUGUUGGUACACCGAUUCGUUGGACAAUUCGUUUGUGAUUGACCAUGUCCCAAAUUACGCUGAGAAAUCUGUCUUUGUGUGCACUGGUGGUAGCGGACAUGGUGCAAAAUUCCUACCGGUUCUGGGAGAGCAUGCCGCAGAUAUCUUUGAGAAUGGUGACAAUAGCCCCUCUUUCAUGCGGCCAUUCUGGCGCUGGCGCUCUGAUGCACCGAGAAGGAACGGUCUAGAAGAGGGCCCUGGCGGACCACGAGAUAUUUCGCACAAGUCAAAUCUUAACUUGUAG